Molecule: messenger RNA, 792 nt
Organism: Onychostoma macrolepis
Lineage: Eukaryota; Metazoa; Chordata; Actinopteri; Cypriniformes; Cyprinidae
Product: protein CutA homolog
Exons: 7
Coding region: 149-601 (150 amino acids)
Biological process (GO): response to metal ion
Molecular function (GO): copper ion binding
Source: RefSeq, a predicted model, not a curated record
GCUCUGGCGCUGCUGUCUCACGACAGUCGCGGACGCAUUUACGGCAGAGCAGUGGCUGCGAGUGCGUGGGAAAGAGCUGCACGGAGAACUGUAGGGUGUGAGGUGUGAGGUGUGUAUAACGCAGACUCUGGUGUCACCUGCGCAGGUGAUGAGAUCGGCUCUGGCUGCUGUCGGAACGAUCAAACUGUGCUGUCUGUCGGUUCUGCUGGCUGUGUUGAUGCUGCCGGUGCUGCGGCGGCUGGGAUUGAGAGCGUUUUCGAUGGCGUCAGACUCGUAUUCGUCCGGCACACACUCCGCAGCCUUCGUCACCUGCCCCAAUGACACGGUGGCCAAAGAGCUGGCCAGAGGAAUUGUGGAGAAGAAGCUGGCGGCGUGUGUGAACAUCGUCCCACAGAUCACAUCCGUGUACGAGUGGCAGGGGAAGAUCGAGGAGGACAGUGAAGUUCUACUGAUGAUUAAAACAAGAAGUUCAAAGAUCCCUGCUCUUGCUGAAUAUGUCCGGUCAAAUCAUCCGUAUGAAGUGGCCGAGGUCAUCAGUUUACCCAUCGAUCAGGGAAACCCGCCGUAUCUCAAGUGGAUCGGAGACAUCGUGCCCGAGUGAAGCGGCGUCAUCGUACUGGAUCGCAGAUUGUGUUUUCAUCAUUUGAGUUCUGUUUUUCACAGCCAUAAAAUGUACUUUGCAACUGCAGGAAGAUUUUGUUCCAAAUGAACAGUUUGAUAUAACAGAGCCAGCUUUUGCAGCGUUUGAUCUGUAUUAAAAGAUUACAGUCAGCAAAAUGCAUUCGUUUGUGU